Messenger RNA from Pieris macdunnoughi, 1728 nucleotides. The record is from the annotation of a GenBank genome assembly. NCBI's taxonomy places the organism in Eukaryota, Metazoa, Arthropoda, Insecta, Lepidoptera, Pieridae.
AUGCCUGUGACACUCAUGGACAGGUUGCCCUUGCCGAACCUGAAGGUUUAUUCGGCGGGAAGUGUUUUACUGCUUUCUAUUGCAGCUUAUUACGCCGUUAAUGUAACUAGUGAUCCUAAUUGGAGAACAAAUGCCACCCUCCAAAAGCAGCAAGAUGUACAUAUUGAACCUGCAGAUAUGGAUGGUGCCAGAAAUCUCACUGAACAAAUGAUGGAAGUGAUGACCUUUAUGAUUCAAGAGCCCCUGUGUAUGUGGACGCUGAUCAACAUGUCUUGGUGUCUGUUGGCGGUGGGUGGAUGGGCGGUGGUGCGCGCAGUCUUCGGGCGUUUGCGCGUAGGUGAAGCGCAGCGCGCUAAGGACAAGCUGUGGAACUAUGUUUUCUACAAGUUCAUCUUCGUGUUUGGGGUGCUCAAUGUCCACUACCUGGACGAGCUUCUCCUCUGGUGCGCCUGGUUUACGCUUCUUGGCGCGCUUACCAUACUUACUCAGCUAGCUAAGGACAGAUUCGAAUAUUUAUCGUCGUCGCCGACGUCGUCAACAUGGGCGCACGGGAGGCUAGUAGCUCUGCUCGCUGGCGAGCUGAUUGCCGGAGCUGCGCUGAUGGCUGUGGCAGCACGAUGGGGGCUGCCUGCUGGCCGAGACACAUUCGCCUUCAUGGCCGCUGAGUGCCUAAUAGCUAUGGUGCCUUGCGUACACGUAGUAGCACGAUUCGUACUGCGAGCACGCGGUGUUGAUGCAGCCGGCUCCGCUGCCUACUACACGCAUCUUGUCUUCGACGCGGUCGGGCUUGUAGCUGAGACUGGUCACGUGGCCCACAUGGUGGUUCACAGCAACGCGGUAGUCUCUAUGGCAUCGAUGGUGCUGUUAAUGCAGCUGCGGCACCUGUUACACGCACUUCUGGCCCGCCUUAAGAGACAUCGCCUUUAUGCUGCGCUGGCGCAUCAUAUGAGCCGCAACUACCCUAUGGCCAGCCCGGAGGAGGUAGAAAAGAACCAGGAUAACUGCGCCAUCUGCUGGGAACCCAUGAAGGAAGCGCGUAAGCUGCCCUGCGCUCAUCUAUUCCACAACUCGUGCCUUUGUCGUUGGGUGCAACAAGACGCAUCGUGCCCCACGUGUCGACGGUCACUAUCGGCCCGCCCCACACCGCCGCCCGCUACGCUUACGCCUAUGUCUCCGCUUAAUCCACUUAACCCGCUCACACACAUUGGCUCCGAUCCGCCCGCCGCUAAUCAUCUUUUCCACUUUGAUGGGUCCCGAUAUGUUUCGUGGCUGCCCAGUUUCUCUGUAGAGGUGACAAGAGUACCAGCCCCUGCCACCGCCACUCCCGCCCCGCAAACAAACACGCCACUGUCACCGCAACUGGAUGCAAUUAUUGCACAGGUGUCAGCUGUGUUCCCUCAGUACAGCGCAGCAGCGGUACGUGCCGACGUGUCCCGUACGCGUUCCGCUCACCUCACAAUCGAGAACAUUCUGGAAGGACGAUUGCCCGCGCCCCCUUCACCUCCCACAGAGAAUGCAAGGCAUGUAAAUCUUGAGCCAGCCGCUACCGCUCCCGAAACCGUUGCUGACCUUCACAGCGCUGAGUCAGCGGGAGCGGAGUUUUCAGAGAGCGCCGCAGAACGUGAGAUGGCGCUGAGACGUCGUAAAAUGCAAUUACUUAACGCUGCCAGGAGACGAUACUUGCAAAGACUCCGCCCCAACACAACAGAACAUGGGAUGAUGUCCUGA